Messenger RNA from Prorocentrum cordatum, 162 nucleotides. The record is from the annotation of a GenBank genome assembly. Lineage: Eukaryota; Dinophyceae; Prorocentrales; Prorocentraceae.
GACGACGCAGCGCCGCUGUCCGCCGCGGCCUGGCGCGGCGCGGGCUCGGCCCGGGCGGAGGUGGCGGCGCAGGGCGCCUCAGCCUUGUCGGUGCCCGCGGUGGAUCCGGGCGCGGCGGGCUGCCGAAAGUCGCUGGCUGCGCGACUGUCACUGCCCGAGCAG